AUGGAGAUAGGUAGUAUAGUUGAGUACUUCAAGGAUAAGAGCAUCUUUGUCACUGGUGCCAUUGGUUUUCUAGCAAAGAUCUUUGUGGAGAGGGUUCUUAGAGUUCAACCUAAUGUGAAGAAACUCUUCCUUCUUGUGAGAACAGGGGAUGCCAAGUUGGCUACAGAGCGCAUGCAAAAUGAGGUGUUUGCAAAGGAGCUUUUUGAUGUUCUUAAAGAGAAACAUGGGCCGGACAUUGAUUCAUUUAUAUCCAAGAUGGUUUAUUCAGUUGCAGGAGAUAUUAUUUAUGAAAAUUUAGGGAUUGAAGAUUAUAAUCUUAGAGAAAGGUUAUGGGAGGAGAUUGACAUUGUUGUCAAUGUGGCUGGAAGUGCCAACUUUUAUGAGAGAUAUGAUGUUUCUUUGUAUAUCAAUACCUUAGGAGCAAAGCAAGUUUUAGAGUUUGCAAAGCAAUGCACGAAAGUCCAUAUGCUUCUCCAUGUAUCAACAGCUUAUGUAGCUGGAACGAAAGAAGGUAUAAUAUCAGAGAAGCCAUUUCACUUUGGGAAAGCACUUAAUAAGGAUUUGUAUUUAGAUAUCGAAGGGGAGCUAAGGCAUGUUGAAUAUAUGAAGAAAGAACUCCAUGAGCAACAUUCAACAUUAGAAGCUGAAAAAAUUGCUAUGAAGGAAUUGGGAAUACAAAGGGCUAGAAUGUAUGGCUGGCCAAACACCUAUGUAUUUACAAAGGCCAUGGGAGAAAUGCUUUUAGGUCAUUUAAGAGGAGAGAAGCCACUAGUUAUCAUGCACCCAACAAUUAUAACAAGUGUCUAUAAAGACUCAUUACCAGGUUGGAUAGAAGGAGUUAGGACAAUUGACAGUGUAAUACUUGGUUAUGCAAAAGGAGAUAUUUUAUGCAUUUUAGGAGAUCUAGAAGUAGUUACAGAUUUGAUUCCUGGAGACAUGGUGGUUAAUGCCAUGAUUUUAGCAUUAGCUACACAUUCAAAUCAACAUUCAGAAGUCAUAUAUCAUGGCUUGUGCUUGAUAAAUCUAGCUCUUUUUGGAUUGUUUACUCAACAAUUCAACACAUAUUGGAAGAAAUAUAAGCUUGUGGUCCACCUUGCUGAUAUCUAUGCGCCAUAUACAUUCUUUAAAGGAAGCUUUGAUGAUUCUAACUUAGAAAGUUUGAGAAAGGCAAUGGAGAAUAAUGAUGAGAUGAAGUUGUUUGAUUGUGAUCCCAAGCACAUUUAA
Dendrobium catenatum is the source of this 1224-nucleotide messenger RNA. Its product is annotated as fatty acyl-CoA reductase 3-like. The transcript has 10 exons. Gene Ontology annotation, cellular component: intracellular membrane-bounded organelle. Gene Ontology annotation, biological process: suberin biosynthetic process; long-chain fatty-acyl-CoA metabolic process. Gene Ontology annotation, molecular function: alcohol-forming very long-chain fatty acyl-CoA reductase (NADP+) activity. NCBI's taxonomy places the organism in Eukaryota, Viridiplantae, Streptophyta, Magnoliopsida, Asparagales, Orchidaceae. The record is from RefSeq and is a predicted model, not a curated record. The coding region runs from base 1 to 1224 and encodes 407 amino acids.